Teleopsis dalmanni is the source of this 910-nucleotide messenger RNA. RefSeq lists its product as uncharacterized. NCBI's taxonomy places the organism in Eukaryota, Metazoa, Arthropoda, Insecta, Diptera, Diopsidae. The transcript has 3 exons. Bases 30 to 560 code for a protein of 176 amino acids. The record is from RefSeq and is a predicted model, not a curated record.
AUGGCAUCUUUGCUCGUUCUUGUGUUGCCAUGGCUAAGGAUGCACGUACAAGCUUCAAAAUUAUUGAUGAUGAUGGUUGUCCAACUGAUCCUACAAUCUUCCCUGGCUUCACUGCUGAUGGUAAUGCUCUACAAUCGACAUAUGAAGCUUUCCGUUUCACUGAAAGUUACGGUGUUAUCUUCCAAUGUAAUGUUAAAUACUGUUUGGGACCAUGUGAACCAGCGGUAUGUGAAUGGAAUAUGGAAUCAUUUGAAUCUUUGGGCAGAAGACGUCGUCGUUCAAUUGAGGGUAAUGAAACUAAAGAAGCUGAUGAGGAUAUGAACAUUUCACAAGAAAUACUUGUGCUGGACUUUGGUGAUGAGAAACGUGAGUUCUUUAAGGCUGAUCCAAGCACAGAUUUUGCUAAAGAUAAGACUGUCACUAUCAUUGAGCCUUGCCCCACCAAAACAUCAGUAUUGGCACUCGCUGUUACCUGUGCGCUCAUGAUCUUAUUGUAUAUCUCAACGUUGUUCUGCUACUACAUGAAGAAAUGGAUGCAACCACACAAAAUUGUAGCAUAAACUGAGGCGCAGAGAAACUACCGAGAAAAAUUAUUAGACACUUACGAGUACUUCAAAUUUUCCUACUAAAGAACUAACAAAAAUGCUUAAUAUUUCGAAAUAAUUUGCGUAGCAAAUGAAGUUCGAUAAGAAAACGCAAUAAUUAAUAUUUUAAGGAUUAAUUAAAGUUAAAAAUUAAAUAGUUGCUAAGUUUAAAGAAUAUAAUAUCUAGUUUAGGGCUGUUUUUAAAAUGUUAACUGAAAUGUUGCGGCAAAAGUGCGCGAAAAACAAUUUUCGUGCAAUUUUAGAGUCAACAAAGUAAAUAUACAUUUUAAAGACAAUAAAAUUAAUAAAUAAUUUAUUUAAAUCGA